Molecule: messenger RNA, 875 nt
Organism: Salvelinus sp. IW2-2015
Lineage: Eukaryota; Metazoa; Chordata; Actinopteri; Salmoniformes; Salmonidae
Product: NEDD4-binding protein 2-like 1
Source: RefSeq, a predicted model, not a curated record
UUUGAUUAAAAUGACAAGUAGCUAUUUAAUGGCACCUAAUCUUACGAAAUACGGACAGGGCUAUAUAAUAUUUACUUGCGUGUAAUCAGCAUCGACAUUAGACUGAUAAAGAUCCAGAACGAUUAUGGGGGUUUGGUUUCACUUAUUUUGUUGGUUUCAGUUCUUGGGUGGGAGGGCGUGUCUUGUAAACAGAGUACAGCUGCCGUUGUGCUGUGUACUGUAGUUGGUGGUGAAGCAGUCUGAAGUAUACGAGAAAUGACGAGAGGAAGAAAACUAAAUCGAUACAUGAAGAAACUGAUCAUCCUUCGAGGUUUGCCAGGAGUUGGAAAGACAAGGAGGGCAAAGAAACUCUGUGAUGAAUAUGCAAGACUUGGACUGGAAGCAGAAAUUUUCUCCACUGACAGGUACCAUGAAAGUACCAACUACACCAAAGGAAACUUUCAACGCAACCAUCAGCGGAAUAGAGAGGAUGUUUUUAAAGCCUUGAACAGAGGUGUGGAUCUGAUCAUCGUUGACAACACAAACAUUUCUCUUUGGGAGAUGUGGCCCUAUAUCCACAUGGGGAUGCGUCAGGGUGACUAUUACAUCACUAUGAUGGAGCUGCCUAAGAACUAUAUCUCCAUCAACAAGCUGUACAGGUCAGAAACAACCUCUUCAUUAACAGCCUACAUUCUCACAGUGUACACACAGUACAUGUGCGUUGGGGAUGUUGUCAAGGUAACAAUCCCCAAGCGUAAGUUUCAGGUCCUUUGAGGCUCGCUGGGAAGCCGCUACAACAUCUGGCAUUUACUUAAGGACAGCUACUCCAUAAACCCUGGAGCAACGCGAAGAGGAAUGGAACGUCCAGUGAUGAAGACCUGCUGGUCUUCUCCCCC